GUGGCGUAGGCCGCAAACACUCUAGAGUUUGCCCCUCGAGGGAAGCCACAUCGGGAUGAGCUCUGCUGGAGACGAAGAGCGCGCUGCUGCGAGCGGAGAACAGAUCCGCCCGCCGGUGCAGGAGGGCCGCGACGCGAAGCUUGCAAGUUUGCAACGGCAAAUUUCGCAAUUGGCGGCCCUGGUGGAGGAGUCGAAAAAGAAGAAGGAGCCUGGCAGCGUCGUGGCGGAUGCAGGCAGUAGGGGUGGCUGGGUUGCUGCCCCCAGAGGCCAACGAGAAGAGCCCACGCUGCCGCUCGGCGGUGGCGGGGGAUUUCUCCAGCAGCAAACGAGAGAUAGUGGGCAAGGACCACGGUCGCUGCUGGAAGGCGGCUGGGCCAGCAGAUCGGGAGCGAACCCUGUUGGACCAGCCGGAGUGGGCCCGGGCAUAGGACCGGACUACGGGGAAGCGAGGGGGUUAAACCCCCCAGGUGAGAUACCCGUGAUUCGAGGAAAUGGAGAAUACCUCGACGGCUACAGCAGUAGCCACAUGAAGAGAGUAACGGUCAAUGCCCCGCUCCUAGACGGAAAAAGCCGUAGCCACGGAUUUGACUCGUGGCGAAAAUCAUUCAUCCAAGCUGCGAAGACCAUCGACUUGGACGGGC
This is a messenger RNA of Ectocarpus sp. CCAP 1310/34, 641 nucleotides long. NCBI's taxonomy places the organism in Eukaryota, Phaeophyceae, Ectocarpales, Ectocarpaceae. The record is from the annotation of a GenBank genome assembly.